AUGGUUCACUAUGACCCUUCUCCUUUUUCCCCGUCGUAUCCACCUAAUCCACCCCCGCCUCUCCCGUGCUCCCUCUCCUCGAUGUCACCCGUCGUUCACGUGCAGAGUGAUCAAAGUAGUGUUUUGACGCGCCGCAAUCCACCUUAUUCACCCCCGCCUUUCCCUCGCUCCCUCUCCUCCUUGUCACCCGUCGUUCACGCGCAGAGGGUGAAGCGGCAUUGGAGCGACUCGGCGUCUAUUUUAGCAGGGAGCACGGUAGUUAUCACAGUUGCUUCUGUCUUGCUUUCGUUCGCUCGUCCUCGUGUCCAUCCCUCACUCCCUUCCUCGACAUCAGUCCCCUUCGUCGCGCCUGCGUCCGUUCGCUCGCUCUUGCUCCCCCCUGCCUCCCCCGCUCCGCCCCCUCGUUCCUCCCCCGCCGCUCCGCCCCCUCGCUCCUCUCCCACUUCACCCCAUGCUCCUCCCUUUUUCUUCCUUCCGCGCUUUCUCUUCCCGCCCUUUCUUCCAUCUCCCCUGCCUCCCCUUCCCCCUUUUUUCCCCCUCCCCCCUUCUCCCUUUCGCCCUCGUCAAUCCCCAGGUGUUCGCCCCUCUCAUGCAACUGUUGCUGCUGCUGCUUUCGACCCUGCAAGCACCAGCAGCGAAGGCGGCUCAUCAAAGAAGUCUACAGGCGGGUCUUCCCGCGGGCUCAUGAAGCCGUACAGCGGCCGAGUCCCCAGCUACGCGCCCAAGACUAUUUCAUACAAGUCCGGUCCCGUGAUGUCCCAACCUCUCGAAGUCUACCUCAUCUGGCACGGCACGUGGCCCACCGCUCAGAAGACGCCCGUGCAGAAGUUUGUCGACUCCAUUUCCAACACCACGCUCGCCAACAAGCCCGGCAGCGUCAGCGACUGGUGGAACAUCAACCGCCUCUACAAGGCCGGCGCCACCUAUGUCACCUCGACUGUUUCUCGUAGUAACACGGAGAUUGACAUUGCAGCUGCAUCGUCAGCCUCAGGGCAAACCCCGUUGACAAAAGCCGAUCUGCUCGCGCUCAUCAACUUCCAGAUCCUCUCGGGGUCGCUCCCGCGAAUCAGCAGUGCCGUCUACGUCAUCUUCACCUCUGCUGACGUGGAUGUGGAUGGAUUUGGGUCCGAGUUUUGCGCCUUCCACAGCGUCAGCGGCAGCAUCAAGUGGGCGUGGGUUGGCAUGCCCGAGAAGGUGAGUGGUCGGUGUGUGUGA
Messenger RNA from Closterium sp. Yama58-4, 1215 nucleotides. Lineage: Eukaryota; Viridiplantae; Streptophyta; Zygnematophyceae; Desmidiales; Closteriaceae. The record is from the annotation of a GenBank genome assembly.